Messenger RNA from Lethenteron reissneri (Far Eastern brook lamprey), 2841 nucleotides. It is a transcript of the gene FOXC2, whose product is annotated as forkhead box C2. Lineage: Eukaryota; Metazoa; Chordata; Hyperoartia; Petromyzontiformes; Petromyzontidae. Gene Ontology annotation, molecular function: DNA-binding transcription factor activity, RNA polymerase II-specific; RNA polymerase II cis-regulatory region sequence-specific DNA binding. The record is from RefSeq and is a predicted model, not a curated record. Gene Ontology annotation, biological process: cell differentiation; regulation of transcription by RNA polymerase II; anatomical structure morphogenesis.
GUGAAAUGACCGACGCCGCGCACCAACAAACGCGAAGCGUUCGCGACUGCGGGCCGGCGUGCGCAGUUUGGUGCUGCUGCUGCUGGUGGUGGUGGCGGCUCUGUGCUUGGCGGCUCUGUGCUUGGUGGCUUCGCUCUCGCUGUUGUCGCCGCUGCUGCUGCCGCUGCUGUUACCGCGACCACUACGAGUGGCCGGCUUCUGCAGCAGUGCGUCCAGGAGCUCUCUAGCGCAGUCUGAGCUGAGCUCUCCAGCGAGACGGAGUGAUUGUAGCAGAGAGAGACAGAGAGAACAGAGCAGUGAGGCGAGCGAGAGAGCGCGCGGAGCAAAGCCACCAACUUCCACCGCGGCGCCUCCAGCGAUGUCUGCGAUGCAGGCCCGCUACCCGGUGUCGAACGCGAACGCGCUCGGAGUGAUGUCUCCCUACCUGAGCGAGCAGAACUUCUACCGCUCGGCGGGCGGCUACGGCGGCCUUCCCGCGGCUCCGGUCGGGAUGUACUCGGCGGCCAACGCGGACCCUUACUCGGCGGGGCUGUCCCGACACUACGGGCCAUACUCGCACCCGCACCAGGCGCCCAAGGACCUGGUGAAGCCCCCGUACAGCUACAUCGCUCUCAUCACCAUGGCCAUCCAGAGCGCGCCCGACAAGAAGGUGACCCUCAACGGCAUCUACCAGUUCAUCAUGGACAAGUUCCCGUUCUACCGCGAGAACAAGCAGGGCUGGCAGAACUCGAUCCGGCACAACCUCAGCCUCAACGAAUGCUUCGUCAAGGUUCCCCGCGACGACAAGAAGCCCGGCAAGGGCAGCUACUGGUCGCUGGACCCGGACUCGUACAACAUGUUCGAGAACGGCAGCUUCCUGCGGCGCAGGAGGCGCUUCAAGAAGAAGGACGUGCAUCGCGACAAGGAUGUGCAGCAGCAGCAGCAGGGCGGCAAGGAGCAGGGCGAAGAGUCCACCAAGAAGGAGCACGGCAGCCAGCAGCAGCAGCAUCAGCAGCAGCUGCUGUGCUCCGAGGGCAGCGGCAGCGAGGGCAGUCGCGCCCUGAGCUCUCCUCCUCCUCACUCGCGCGGCUCCCCCGCGGCCAUCCUCGUGGUGCCCAAGAUCGAGAGCCCCGACAGCAGCAACGUGGCGCAGGACAGCCCCCGCAGCGUCACCUCCAACCGCUCGGGGUCCAUGGAGAGCGGCCUCACCGACUCGUCGGCGCACGGAGUCGGGGGAGGCUCGGGGGGAGCAGGCGGCGGUGGUGGUGGUGGAGGGGUGGUUGGCGGCUUCGGCGUGGUGGACAGCCCGCCCAGCACGGCCAUGCUGCGCGCGGGCGGCCUGCACGGCAUCAACGGCGGUGAGCUGGGCCACGCUCUCGUGUCUCCUCCCAGGCCGCUCAUGCUGCCGCUCAUGUCUCUGCACUACGCGCAGCCCCAGCAGGCGUCCGUGUACAGCCCGUGCGGACAGGGCGCCGAGGCAGGCGGCGGAGCGGGAGGGGUAGGGGGAGGAGGGCAGCCCUACCACUGCAGCCUGCAGACCAUGAGCCUGCAAUACGCCGCUGGGGAGCGGGCCGAGCAGGGGCCCUCCUCGGCGUCCGUGUCGCUGCACGAGGACACGUCGCCGUCGCCCGACCACGCCAUCACGUCCACCGUGCCGCACCUGGGCGCGCUCAACCUCAGCUCCAGCCAGCAUCACCAGCAGCAUCAACAGCAGCAGCAGCAUCAUCACCAGCAGCAGCAGCAGCACCAGCAGCACCACCAGGAUGGCAUCCUGAGCGCGCUCCAGGCGUCUCACCACAGCGCCCAAGACCAAGGCGGCGUCGCGCGGCUCCCGUCCUGGUACAUGGGACAAGAUUCUGGCCACGGUGCCAGCGGUGCUGGUAGCUUCGUCACUCAGCAGCAGCAGCAGCAUUUCGGCUCGCGUGACAUGUUCGACCCGCCACCACGGCUGGGCCUCAUGGAGGGUCUGGCUGCGAGCGCCGCCGCGGCGCAGGUGAGCGCGUCCAGCAGCUGUCAGAUGUCCUUCCGAUCGGCCACUCUGUACCGCUCGGGCACGUACCCCGCCGCGUACGACUGCAACUCUUGGGGCAAGGACUGUGAGCGAGAGCUUAUUAAGACCGACACGGCAUACAAGGUGGUGGAUGACCAACACCACGCCCGGCCGCCUUUGUCUCUCCCGGUGCUGAUGGGUGCACACCGCACAAGACGGUGAAUGCACUUACGGGUUGACUCGAGCCGGGAAUUGAGAUCACGUGGAACUGCCAGUGCCCCGUCGCCUCGAUUGGAUUCACAACCUGCCAACUGUUCACAAUGCGCACACGGCGAUCCAGCCAUGGAUUUCUCACUAAAAUAAUCGUGAGAAAGUAGAGAAAACUACAUUUUAUUUGAAAGUCUCAAAAUGUAUUUCACCAAUCUUAAUCGGAACAUUACAUCUGUUAACUCGCGUCUCUGUGAGAUAUACUAUCGAGCCGUCGCUGCUCACAAUAUUCAAUCGGCUCUUGGGAAGAAAUAGGCUAAUUAGAAAUCAUUUUUAACGUGAGCCUAUAUAUAUGAAUCAAACCAUCAAAUUUCGCGGGUGUUAAAUUAAUCAACAGAGCCCGCGCAUCAAUUGUUCAGCUCAUGGGGGUGUCUCAUCACAUCAACACAAUUGCCGAAUUCUAUUACAUAUAAUCUAUUAAUUGGUUGGCACAUUACGAUGGUAAGAUUCCAAAUAAGUCAACUACCGUAAUACUCCGGUUCACAUCGGGGAUGCGUUCCUGAUGGGCGCGACGACGAAUAUCGAAACGACGUCAACCGAAGCGAUGUACAGGGUAGGCGCAGCCUGGGGCGACGGAUAACGAGUAAGGACGGGUGAUGCGGUCA